AAGGAGGCGCUCGGGCUUUCUUUCUCAGGCUGAGGAACUGGAGGUUCGAAGGACUUACAGCCCGCUCUAAAAAGUCCACCAUGGCGCCCAGCUCGCAGGCAGACGAUGUUGUUUCUGGUGUUCGUAAAGGGAUUCGUGCUAUCCUGCUGGGGCCUCCCGGCGCUGGGAAAGGGACUCAGGCUCCCAAGCUGGCAGAGAAGUUCUGUGUGUGUCAUUUGGCCACUGGGGACAUGCUGAGAGCGAUGGUGGCCUCCGGCAAUGAAUUAGGCAAAAGAUUAAAAGAGACAAUGGAUGCCGGCAAACUGGUAGGUGAUGAUAUGGUGGUUGCGCUCAUCGAGAAGAACCUAGACACGCCUGCCUGCAAAGAAGGGUUCCUGUUGGAUGGGUUUCCACGCACAGUCAAACAAGCAGAAAUGUUGGAUGAUCUGCUUGAGAAACGCUCAGAGAAGCUGGACUCUGUAAUCGAGUUCUCUGUCGAUGACAGUCUCCUGGUGCGCAGGAUCUGUGGCAGACUUGUUCAUCAGCCCAGUGGUCGCUCGUAUCAUGAGGAGUUUAAUCCACCCAAGGAACCCAUGAAGGAUGAUGUGACUGGGGAGCCUCUGAUUCGUCGUAGUGAUGAUAAUGAGAAGACACUACACUCGAGGCUGGAGGCCUAUCAUAAACAGACAGUCCCUCUGGUGCAGUACUAUAGUGCACGUGGCAUACACCAUGCCAUCGAUGCUGCUCAGUCCCCCGACAUCGUCUUUGCCUCCAUCCUUGCUGCCUUUUCAGCUGCCACCUGUAAAGACCUUGUGUUAUUCAUUUAAACGUUUUCUCCAUCCCUCUUUUUCCUUAGUGUCUCUAUCUCUUUCAUGAAAAGGUUUGAAGGAAAAUGCUGCACUUGUGUGAGAGUUUGCCAGCUUAAUGUUGUUUGGAAGCAUGUUGUUGUUACCACUGUGCCCAUGGAAACAUGACCGCGCUAACAAAGUUCUUUUCUUACAUUACACACCGAGGCACUUGUAUUUUUAAAUUGUGCAUUAUUAAGUGCCUAAUGGUGGCGUAUGUUCAUGUGUAUAUAUUGUCGUUAAAAUAAGCUCCAGUUUUAGAGGCUUUGUAUAUUUGUGCCCAAACAACCAGCAGCAGGUCUAGACGAAACGCAAGAGUAAAAAUAAAAAGAAAAGAUAGCGAGAAUGUCUUAUUUUUUUUCUCUCACAGAAAUCUCACUCACCAAGUCAGCAUGACCGAUCCAUUGCAUUUUUUUUUCUUUCUAACUCCUACUACUUUUUCUUUCCAGUCUUUCUUUCAGAUUGUCAGUGCUGCAUGAGUUACUCAAUCUAGAAUUUGAUAUUUAGCUCCUCAAUUUUGUUUGUGAUUUAUUUUCCCUUGUGUAAUCGACCACUACUAAUCAAUUCGACAUUUAAUUGCACUUUAAGCUAGAAACAGCUUUUACUUUUGUAGCUGUACCUUGUUCUUGUAGUUCCUAUUAUGGCCACCAGGUGGGACGUGUAUCUAUUGUUUGUUUUUUUUUGUCUCCUGCAGUUGAAAAAAUGAUUUGAUCUUCCUUGAUUUCCCUUUUUGCGUCCAUGUGAAUAGAAUAUUUUUAUUUACUUGAACCGUUUUUUUCCCCCUU
This is a messenger RNA of Tachysurus vachellii, 1609 nucleotides long. RefSeq names its product adenylate kinase 2 (gene ak2). The record is from RefSeq and is a predicted model, not a curated record. NCBI's taxonomy places the organism in Eukaryota, Metazoa, Chordata, Actinopteri, Siluriformes, Bagridae. Gene Ontology annotation, biological process: ADP biosynthetic process. The transcript is spliced from 6 exons. Gene Ontology annotation, molecular function: AMP kinase activity; ATP binding. Bases 81 to 806 code for a protein of 241 amino acids. Gene Ontology annotation, cellular component: mitochondrion; cytoplasm.